Molecule: messenger RNA, 9914 nt
Organism: Perca fluviatilis (European perch)
Lineage: Eukaryota; Metazoa; Chordata; Actinopteri; Perciformes; Percidae
Gene: ranbp2
Product: RAN binding protein 2
Exons: 31
Coding region: 159-9557 (3132 amino acids)
Biological process (GO): NLS-bearing protein import into nucleus; protein peptidyl-prolyl isomerization
Cellular component (GO): cytoplasm; nuclear pore
Molecular function (GO): protein binding; peptidyl-prolyl cis-trans isomerase activity; GTPase activator activity
Source: RefSeq, a predicted model, not a curated record
CCCUCUACCAUUUGACUGCGUGCGUGCGCAAAUCACCAUGGGGAGUUAACGUUACGGAGUGGCAGUCUAACCGAUAUUAAUGCCAGUUUUUAUAUUUUGCGAGUUACCGGUCUAUAAACCAUAGUCAGCCGUUUUGGAAGUAUUUGUUUUUGGAAGUCAUGCGGCGGAGUAAGGCUGAAGUGGACCGUUACGUCUCCUCAGUACAGAGUUCUUCUCCUUCAAUCAAAGAGAAGCCAGUCAAAGGGUUUUUAUUUGCUAAAUUGUACUUUGAAGCAAAGGAAUAUGAACUUGCAAAAAGACAUGUAUCCGAGUACCUCAAAGUCCAGGAGAGGGAUCCGAAAGCACACAAAUUCCUUGGACAGCUCUAUGAGAGAGAAGGAGACAUCAACAAGGCAGUGGGAUGUUAUAAGCGGUCAGUGGACUUGAACCCUGCCCAGAGGGACCUUGUACUGAAGGUGGCUGAGUUACUGGUCAGUAAGCAGGAAUGUGACAGCAGAGCAGAGUUUUGGGUGGAGAAAGCUGCCAAGCUGCUGCCAGGAAACCCUGCUGUCUUCAACCUAAAGGAGCGUUUGUUGAGUCGUCAGGGUCAGCCGGGAUGGAACCGGUUGUUUGACCUCCUCCAGGCCGAGCUGGCAGUGAGGCCAGCUGACGCUCACGUGAACGUGAAGCUGGUUCAGCUGUUCUGUCAGGACGGACGGCUGGAUGAAGCCGUUAAGCAUUGCCUGGCUGCUGAGAAAAGGGGAAUACUGAGCCACAGCCUGGACUGGUACACAGUGGUGGUGCGCACACUGCAGGAGUAUCUAGCUCAACCCAGUGUCUCUAGUAAUGAGAACAUGUGUCGACGUCUCCAGAGAGAGCUGCUAUUGGCCCAUUGCAGUCUGCUGAGAAUCACACUGUCUGAGAGCAAUAUGCAGCCCAGCCUUGAUGCGCUCACAAGUUUUGACCAAGCUAUGCAGACGUUGAGCAGCAUUGCUGGCCGCCACACAGACGAACUUUGUGAGGCGUUUGUGGAGAUGAGAGGUCACCUUUACCUGCAUGCUGCCACGCUGCUGUUGAAGCUGGUUCAGAAUCACCUACAGACCUGGAGGGCCAUCAUUGACCUGGCUGCACUAUGCUACCUGCUGGCAUACCAGGUCCCCAGACCAAAGGCUAAAGUGACCAAAAGAGACCAGUCAGCCCCACAGCUUCUGGAGCUGCUGGCCAACGACCGACAGAGUCAGGCCGGUCACAUGUUGCUAAAUCUGAGCACGGAUUCAUCUACCUUGAUCAGAGAGGUGGUGGAGGCGUUUGGGAACCCUAGUGGUCAGGACUCUCUGUUUGAACUCCUGUUUGGACCACAGGCCUCCCCUGGAUCUUCCUUUAUUGCCAAUGAUGACAUUCGUUCCAUUAACACCAUGGCUCCAGAGCUCUCUCAACUCGCCAAAUGGGACGCUGGCUCCAUCCUGCUUCAUGCUGGUGACUUGCAACAUCUAAGCUGGUUGGGACUACAGUGGACCCUUCUGGCCCAAAGACCAGCCCUGCGGGACUGGCUACAGCAGCUCUUUCCUAGGCUUACUCUGGAAACCUCCAAACUGGACACAAACGCACCAGAGUCCAUCUGCCUGCUCGACCUGGAGGUGUUUUUAUAUGGUGUGGUGUUCUGUAGCCACUGUCAGCUCCAGGAGACAGCGAAGAUCAGCAGCGGAGUGAACCAGCAACAGCAGCUUUAUGAGCCUCGCUGCCUCCCACUUCCUCUCCUUCGUCUCUUGACCACUGACAGACAGAGGGAGUGGUGGGAUGCCAUCUACAGCCUCAUUCACAAACGAGCAGCUCCUGGCAUGUCAGCCAAACUGCGGAUGAUUGUGCAGCAUGGACUGAGCACUCUGAGGGCUGGAGAGAAACAUGGGCUCCAACCAGCGCUGGCUAUCAACUGGGCUCAGUGUCUUAGCCAGACGGGUGAUGGAGUGAACUCUUACUACGACCAGAAGGAGUACAUCGGCCGCAGUGUCCACUACUGGAAAGUUGUACUUCCACUGUUGGAAAAGAUCAAAAACAGACGCAGUAUACCAGAACCUCUUGACCCCCUCUUCAUGCACUUUCCCUCCAAAGAUAUUCAGAUUUCUUCUGUGAAGGGCUAUGAAGAGGAAGCCAAGAUAGCAUAUGCGGUACUCCUUGACAUUGAAGGAAAAACAGAGGAGGCAAUCGCUACAUUGGAAACCAUCGAUAACAUGUCAUCCAUCUGGCAUUUGGCUCAGAUCUACCAACGGCUAUCAGAGGAGGCCAGUAACGGGGUUGAGGAGACCCAAGACAGGUGCAUCACUUUUCUGAGAAAGUUUAGGACCUACCUGUCCAAGAUCUACAAUGCUAAUGCAGAUGACAUUGAGAGGCUGCCUGUCUCCAUGGAGGAAGUUGUGGACCUCCUGAAUGAUGUGAACCAGCAGCUGGGCGAGAGUGGGGAGGCUAUGGAUGAAGAGGAGGAGAAGGAGGAAGAGGGUCGAGGAGGACCGGCCCACUCCAGCCCUGCUCAUCCCACAGACACCUCUGCCACCAUAUCCCACAUAAAGUUUUCCACUCCCUCUCCUAACAAAAGCAUCAUCUCUCCUUCCAAAAGACACCUGAUUUCUCCCAAGGUACCACCUCAUUGGGUGGAGGACCAGAAAAGUCUCCUCCAAAUGCUGUGUCAGCAAGUUGAAGCCCUCAAGAAUGAGGUUCAUGAUCUGAGACACAACUCUUCAGGAAAUGCAGGCUCUCCUCAUCACAAGAUGUAUGGGGAGAGCUAUGGGGCCGAGGGCCUACAGGAGCCCUUUACCCCAGUCCAGUCCUACCAUGGGGCCCCCCUAACAGUUGCCACCACAGCCCCCUCUGUGUACUACAACCAGUCUCCAGCUUAUAACUCUCAGUAUCUCCUGCGCACAGCAGCAAAUGUAACCCCCACUAAGGGCCCAAUGUAUGGUAUGAACCGUAUGCCACCUCAGCAGCAUAUGUAUGCCUACCAGCAGCCCACUCAUACUCCUCCAUUGCAGACAGCCCCAGCCUGCAUAUACCCUCCUCAAGAACAGGUCUUUGGUGCCCCUCUUCGGUUUGAAUCACCAGCCACGAGCCUUCUUUCCCCAUAUAGUGAAGAAUAUUAUGGGCAGAGUGUAACCCAACAAACCACUAACCCUCCCCUGCCUGAACCUGGCUACUUCACCAAGCCAUCUGUAGUCCCUGUUCAGCCACCAAAGUGCAUUGAGGGGAAGCCUAUGGACUUUGGAAAGCUGUCCUUCAGCCAGCAGGCACCCGUUGAAGUCCCCAAAGUACCUAGUUUUGGAUCAGGGGUAUUCGCCCAGUCAACACCUUCAGCUGCUUUUAAAUUCAACUCCAACUUUAAAUCCAAUGAUGGAGAUUUCACUUUCCCAGCUUCCCAGGCCAAGCACAGUGAAAGCCUGCUUGGUCUUCUUACAUCAGACAUUCCCACUAAAACAGAUAUUGUCCCAGAGAAGCCUUUAGCCCAAGAUCAGCACCCCAGCCAAACUGGCAUCUUCACCUUUGGCAAUAAAAGUGUUACCGGUUUCUCCUUUGCUGAUUCUGCACCAAGCACAGGAAGUGUUUUUGGAAAGGUGGAGCAGCCAUUUAAAUUUGGGGAUGUUUCUAAGCCAGUGUUUGGGGUUGCCACGUCUGCAGCAGAAGAAAGAGCAGCGGAGAGCGACAAUGACAGCACUCAUGUUGAGGAGGAUGAAGAUGGUCCUCACUUUGAACCUAUUGUACCCCUUCCUGAUAAAGUAGAUGUGAAAACGGGUGAGGAAGAGGAGGAGGAAAUGUUUUGCAACAGGGCCAAGCUGUAUCGAUUUGACACAGACACAAAAGAGUGGAAAGAGCGGGGCAUUGGCAAUGUUAAAAUCCUAAAACACAGCGCUAAGGGGAAGGUUCGCCUCCUAAUGAGAAGGGAACAGGUCCUUAAGAUCUGUGCAAACCACUACAUCAAUGCCGAUAUGCUACUGAAACCAAAUGCUGGCUCUGACAAAUCCUGGGUCUGGAAUGCCAUUGAUUAUGCCGAUGAAGCACCUAAGCCUGAACAGCUGGCCAUCCGCUUCAAAACCGCAGAUGAGGCAUCACUUUUCAAAGCUAAGUUUGAGGAAGCCCAGGAAAUUGUGCUCAAAUCAACAGAAAAGAAUGAUCAACAUGAGAAGAAAGAGGAAAGCUUCAAAGGUUCUGAAUCCCUGGCAGCCCAGUUUGCGCUUAAAGAUGGGGAAUGGGAAUGUACUGUGUGCUGUGUGAGAAACAAACCCAUGGAUAUGCAGUGUGCCGCUUGUCAAAGUCCAAAUCCAAAUUCUUCAUCCAAGCCAGACAUUAAGGCUGCUGGUGAAACCAAAGCCAGUCUCUUCACUUUCAAAUUUGGGACUGAUUCAACAAAACCCAGUAGUUCUGGCUCUACAUUUACUGGAUUUGGUGCUUUUGGAGGUAAACCCUCCUCCUUUACAUUUGGCACCAGCACCUCAAAACCUGCUGACACAGUAACCAGUGCGUUUGGUUCUGGUUUUGGGGCUCAGUUUGGCAAGAAGCCCGGGCAGUGGGACUGUGAUGUAUGCGAAGUAAGAAAUGAGGCCUCUGCAGACAGUUGUGUUUCUUGUAAAGCUCUUAAAGCCUCACCUAAAACAACUGCAACAGCACAAACUGCACCAGCUGCAGAUGUACCAGAUUCAUCUUUUUUAUCUGGUGUUGGAACUGGGUUUGGUGCCCAGUUUAGCAAGAAGCCCGGGCAGUGGGACUGUGAUGUAUGCGAAGUAAGAAAUGAGGCCUCCGCUGACAGUUGUGUUUCUUGUAAAGCUCUUAAAGCCACACCUAAAACUACUGCAACAGCACAAACUGCAACAGCUGCAGAUGUACCAGAUUCAUCCUUUUUAUCUGAUGUUGGAACUGGGUUUGGUGCCCAGUUUAGCAAGAAGCCCGGGCAGUGGGACUGUGAUGUAUGUGAAGUAAGAAAUGAAGCCUCUGCUGACAAUUGUGUUGCCUGCAGAACCCGCAACCCUGUGGCUAAAUCAACAGAGCGGGCUCCAGUAACAUCAAAUCUGCCAGCAGUGUCAGGAUUUGGGGCUGAUUUGCCAAAAGAGGAUGGGCAGUGGGACUGCGAUGCCUGCCUGGUCAGAAAUAAUGCAUCAGCUACUGAAUGUGUUUCCUGCCGUUCCCCACGUUCUUUAGAAGCCUUAUUUUCCAAGAAGCAUGGGGAAUGGGAUUGUGACACUUGUCUGGUGAGAAACGAUGCCUCUGCCAAUAAGUGUGUGGCCUGUCAGACACCAAACCCCAAUUUUAAAAGCACAGCCAGCACAGCUCCCUCGGCCUCAACAUUCAACUUUACAUUUGGAAGCAAGAGUUCAUCAAGCCAGCCUGCUGGAACUGGAUUUACAAUGCCUUUUGAAGCUGGCAGCACUUUUCAGUUUGGUCAAAACAAAGAGAAAAGCUCAGCUGCUUCUUUUAAGUUUGAAUCUCCUCAGUCCGGAUCUAGUACCACAAGUACCACAAGUGCUUCAGGCUUCUCUUUCUCAAUGCCCAUUCCAGCUGGUGGCUUUAAGUUUGGCAUUCAGGACUCUGCUCAAGAAACUCCCUCAACUGAUAAUCAAACGCCUCCAUCAGGGUCAGCCUCCAGUUUUCUGAAAAGCAUAGCUGACAAACACAAGGAGAAAGAAAAUCUGUCUAUAACCUCAGAGGGCCAAACAGAGCACGAUCAAAAUCCAUUAAUUACUGGAAAAACCAGUACAUUCAGUUUUGCAGACUUGGCAAAGUCCUCUAAAGGAGACUUCCAGUAUGGCCAGGACGACCCCAAUUUCCAAGGUUUCUCUGGGGCUGGUGAGCAACUGUUCUUAACCCCCACCAAGACAGUUGCCACAAAUGAGCUGGAGGAAGACGACAUGUAUAAAACCGAGGAAAAUGAUGAUAUCCAGUUCGAACCAGUGGUCCAGAUGCCUGAUAGGGUGGACGUAGUGACAGGGGAGGAGGAUGAACAGGUUCUUUAUUCUCAGCGUGUCAAACUUUUCAGAUUUGACUUGGACACCAGUCAGUGGAAAGAGCGUGGUGUAGGACUCCUUAAAUUCCUGAAAAACAACUCUAAUGGCAGGCUAAGGGUGCUGAUGAGAAGAGAGCAAGUUCUGAAGGUAUGUGCCAACCACUGGAUCACCACCACCAUGAAUCUAAAGCCGCUGGCAGGCUCAGACAAAGCAUGGAUUUGGCUGGCCAAUGACUUCUCUGAUGGAGAUGCUAAACUUGAACAGUUGGCUGCUAAGUUUAAAAGCCGAGAGCUUGCUGAGGAGUUUAAGGAGAAGUUUGAAGAGUGUCAGAGACUUCUCUUGGACAUCCCCCUACAAACCCCCCACAAGCUUGUUGACUCGGGCAGAACAGCACGCCUCAUUCAGAAAGCAGAGGAGAUGAAGUCUGGUUUAAAAGAUCUGAAAUCUUUUUUGACGGACGAGAAAACCAAGAUCAAAGAUGAUGACAGCCAGGGAGACAUUACGACAUCCAGCAAUGUUUCAAACCUUGUAAUCAAGUCUCACUGUGAAACCACCGGCCCCACCUUGGAGUGGGAUAACUACGACCUAAGAGAAGAGGCUUUAGAUGAUACUGCUGACUCAUCAGUCUAUGCCUCUCCUAUCGCCAGCAGCCCCCUGAGAAAGAACCUUUUCCGCUUUGGAGAAUCCACUGGUGGAUUCAACUUCAGUUUCCAACCUGGCAUCAGCCCCUCCAAGUCUCCCGCUAAACUUGACCAAAGCAGAGCCUCCGUGGGUACUGAUGAUGAGCAGGAUGUAACCCAGGAUGAAGAGCGGGAUGGCCAGUACUUUGAACCUGUGGUCCCGCUGCCUGAUCUGGUGGAGAUUUCUACAGGAGAGGAAAAUGAGCAGGUGGUUUUCAAUCACAGGGCCAAACUGUAUCGCUAUGAUAAAGAACUGGGUCAGUGGAAGGAGAGGGGCAUUGGAGACCUCAAGGUCUUACAGAAUUAUGACACCAAACGAGUCAGGUUGAUAAUGAGGAGAGACCAGGUACUAAAGAUCUGUGCCAACCACAGGAUCACAGCAGCUAUGAAGCUGGAACCCAUGAAAGGUGCGGAGAAGGCCUGGGUCUGGAGUGCCUUGGACUUUGCUGAAGUAGCAGAGGGUAACAUUGAGCAGUUGGCUGUGAGAUUCAAGCUUCAGGACACUGCAAAUGCAUUCAAACAGGUAUUUGAAGAGGCCAAGGUUGCCCAAGAAAAAGAGGAACUCAUGACUCAAGUGACAUCCAGGGUUGCCACACCUCAAGACAGUGGACCUACAGCAUCUGCACAGGCUGAUACACCUGUGUGUGGGAAGGCAGCCAUCGCUGUGCUGGAAGAGACCACAAAGGAACGUACAGAGCUUUCACCCGAAAGUAAGCCAGGUGCCGCUGGGUCUCCAAGUCCAGUCAACCCCUCAAAGACAGUGGUGUCACCCCCUAAGUUUGUCUUUGGCACUCAAAGCCUUCAGAAGUUUUUUGGCUUUGUCUCUCCUAAAUUACACUCCGAGACUGAAGAAUCUGCAUCCAGUUCGAAAGCCAAAGAUUCUGGACAGCUUGCCAAAGCUUUACCUGCAGCACCGGCAUUCAAAGUCCCAGAGAAAGGGCUGGAUUUUAGGCUUUUCAAAGAUAACCCAAUGGCUUUUUGGACCAGCACAUCAACCACCCAAUUUGAACCCCCAGGACCACCUCAGUCAGAGGGAGGCAGUGCAGGGUCGGAUGAGGACUCCGAGGUGGAGGUUGUGUAUGUCAGGGCACCCACUGCUGAACAGGCAGCUUUAGCCAGGAAACUCCUGCUGCCUCUCACCUUCUUCUGCUACCAGAAUGAACCAGGCUACACCAGCGAUGAUCAAACUGACGAUGAGGACUUUGACUCAGCAGUAAAGGCCUUGAAUGGAAAGCUCUACCUUGAUCCUCCUGAGAAAAAGGCUGCAGCAUGUGGUGAUGAGCCAGACUGCCAGGUGGUGUGGGAGAAAAAGCCGACGCCGGAGGAGGAGGAGAAGGCCAGAAGCCUCCAGCUUCCACCCAACUUCUUCUGUGGCCUGAGCACCACCGACAGUGACCCGGACCACGACAAGCCUGAAGACUAUGAGACCGAAGUCCGCAAGGCACAGCAAGACCUGGGUGCCCAGUUAAACCAAACUGAAAAGGCCUCCAGCAGCCCAGCUGUAACCCCAGAGGAACCGGCAUCAGGCCUGUCAUCCAGCACUGCGGCGGCGGCAGGCAGCACAGAAGCUGCAGGCUGCAUGUCUACACCGGAGGAGCAGACCUCAGACCAGCCAACAGAGACUCAGAGUGAAGCUCCAAGCAGCAGUUCUCCCAUUGAUCUGUCAACUAAAAAGAGCCCAGAGCCAGAGUCCAACACGGGGACUGCAGCUGCAGCUUUUACUGCUACAACAGCUAGUGAAGACUCCAACUUUGGCUUCAACUCCUUCGGAGGCUUCUCCUUUGCUGAUUUGGCCCAAAACACAGACGCUUUUGCAUUUGGAACUCAAGCUGACUCCAACUUCUCGUGGGCAAAUGCUGGAGCAACAGUAUUUGGGGCCGCAGUGACCUCAGCGCCAAAAAACAGCGGUGAGGAGGGCAGCGAUGAAGAGGAUGCUUCUAAUGCCGACAUUCACUUUGAGCCAAUAGUGUCACUACCAGAGGUGGAGACAAAGUCUGGAGAGGAGGAUGAGGAAAUCCUAUUCAAAGAGCGCGCCAAGCUGUACCGCUGGGACCGGGACCUCGGCCAGUGGAAGGAGCGUGGCAUCGGUGACCUCAAGAUCCUCUUCCACCCAACCAAACGCUUCUACCGAAUCCUGAUGAGAAGGGAGCAGGUGCUGAGGGUUUGUGCCAACCACACGAUCACACAGGCGAUGGAACUCAAACCCAUGAACGCCUCAGCUAACGCACUGAUCUGGACUGCCACGGACUACUCAGACGGCGACGGCAUAGUGGAACAGCUGGCGGCCAAGUUCAAAACCCCUGAAAUAGCCGAAUCCUUUAAGAAGACCUUCUGCGAGUGUCAGAGCCGCUUAGGCCAAGUUGAGGGCGAUGCCUCGUAUAUCUCCUCACCACAGAUGUCCAGAGUUCAAGAGCACUCCAAAGACACUAACCCCCAGGUGUUCCUCAAAGUGGCAGGCGACGGCCAACCUCUGGGCACCAUCACCAUAGAGCUUUUCUCCCAUAUAGUCCCCAAGACAGCGGAGAACUUCAGGGCUCUCUGUACUGGCGAGAGAGGCUUUGGCCUUCGGGACUCCAUCUUCCAUAGAGUCAUACCGGACUUCAUGUGUCAGGGUGGAGACAUCACCAACAGUGAUGGCACAGGGGGAAAGUCCAUCUACGGCAGCAAGUUUGAAGAUGAGAACUUUGACGUUCGGCACACAGGCCCGGGCAUUCUGUCAAUGGCCAAUCGCGGACGCGACACCAACAACUCACAAUUCUUUAUCACCCUGAAGAAAGCCGAACACCUGGACUUCAAACACGUGGCUUUCGGCUGGGUUCGGGAAGGCAUGGAUGUGGUGCUGCAGAUGGGAGAGCUUGGCACAAAGACAGGCUCGCCCACAAAGAAACUCGUCAUCACAGACUGUGGACAGUUGUAGCUUUUUAAAUGUUAAGAUCAACAUUUGCAGCUAGGUUUAAGCUAUAAAGUUGUGGUCAAGAUUUUGGAUAAUGAUGUGUUCCCUGUGCAGUGCAUACCCUCCUGCUAAAACUGAAUCCAUAGUCAUUAGGCAUCUAAGAAUUAAACCCUGAUCACAGGACUACUGAUCAAGACCCUUCAUCCAUAGAACAUUGGCUCCAGUAGCCUGGAACUACAAAUUAUUUUGCUGUCCUUUUAAGAUAAUGACAAAUGGGAUGCAUUGUGUAGUAUGCGGGAGAAGGCAUUUGGAGCAAACAAACUUUUGCUCUGUUGCACUUGCAUCUUUAUAAACGUCUGUCAAUAAAUUCUCAUUUGUUUA